Fusarium verticillioides 7600 is the source of this 1656-nucleotide messenger RNA. Its product is annotated as tRNA threonylcarbamoyladenosine biosynthesis protein. Gene Ontology annotation, cellular component: cytoplasm. Bases 91 to 1608 code for a protein of 505 amino acids. Gene Ontology annotation, molecular function: tRNA binding; double-stranded RNA binding; nucleotidyltransferase activity. NCBI's taxonomy places the organism in Eukaryota, Fungi, Ascomycota, Sordariomycetes, Hypocreales, Nectriaceae. The transcript has a single exon. Gene Ontology annotation, biological process: regulation of translational fidelity. The record is from RefSeq and is a predicted model, not a curated record.
UGGAUUGGGCAUUGCCCUUCAGCUCUGAGUCACUCUCAACCAUCAAAGUCUGGCCAGAAGCUCCAUUUUAGCUCGUCAUGAUGAGUGAGCAUGAGGCCCAGUGUGAUGAAAAUUUCUAUCACCCAACUAUCACAAAUCCCGAGUCACAGACCUCAAUAUCAUGGUUUCCCAAGAUACUUGCUAACACCUAUACUUUCAGAAAACACCAUCUUCUACUUUCUAAAGCGAGAUUUACAAAAAAUCACCAACCCCUCUCCGAUAUUGAGAUCACCACUAACAUCACAAACAUUUGGCUCUCAAGCUGCGCCCACCAUGGAGACAAGGAUAGUAAAAGUCCCGAGCAAGGGCUCCCUAGGCCAGUUUCGACCUGGCCAUGGACUCGCAAAGUUGAAUCACUGGGAGGUUCAAUGUGAAAACAAACCCGCUCUUGAGGCUCUGCAAGAUGCUGCUCACCUGCUACGGACCAAGGACACGCCUGUCGCAUUCCCGACAGAGACUGUAUAUGGCCUUGGUGCAGAUGCUACUCGGACUCCCUCAGUUAAAGGAAUCUAUUCGGCAAAGGGACGGCCUUCAGACAACCCUCUCAUUUCACAUGUUUGCGACCUGGAAAUGCUGCGAGAGUAUAUCGGCCACAGUGAUACAACUGAUCCUAUACCUCAGCGAUACAGGGCUUUGAUAGAGCGUUUCUGGCCUGGACCCCUGACUAUUCUUCUACCUAACCCGGCCCCGUCGAAACUAGCACCUGAGGUGACAGCAGGCCUCAAAACCUUUGGCGUGCGAAUGCCUUCUUCAACCCUCGCCUUGUCUCUUAUCAAGCUAGCUGGUGUACCCCUGGCGGCACCAUCCGCCAACGCUUCCACCAAACCUUCACCCACAGCGGCACAACAUGUAAUGGACGACCUCAACGGAAAGAUCGAGCUCAUUUUGGACGGUGGACACUGUCAAGUGGGUGUGGAGAGUACUGUUGUGGAUGGGCUGUGUGACCCCCCCGUCGUCCUUCGUCCAGGAGGUAUCGGUAUAGAUGAGCUACGAAGCUGCCCUGGCUGGGAGAAUGUAUCAAUAGCUUAUAAAGACAAGAGCGAAGAGGGAAAGGCUGCACCUCGGGCUCCAGGGAUGAAGUACAAGCACUACAGUCCAAAGGCAACAGUAGUGCUUUAUGAGUCGAGUUUCGGAAAAGGGGUCAAUGGAAUAGCUUCUUUCGACUUGAAGGCGACCAAUGGGGCGGUCAACGGCCAUGCUAGCAACGAUGAGCGGAAGGGUAGGGUUGUUGGGGUUAUUCGCACCCAGCGAUGGAAGUCGGGGGCUGGUCUGCGAUGCGCCAGCUUUCACCAUCUCACUGACGUACAAGGAGCGGAUGAGGAUGACUCGCCAUUCCAAGUAUACGAAGGCGAUCUGUUGGACGAAAAGGAGCAGCCAAUCGGAAAGAUCUUGGAUAUCGAUCUGGGCAGAGGCACUGAAGGAAUUGCGAGAGGUCUUUUCGCAGCGCUCCGGGAGUUUGAUCGACGAGGCGCAGACACCAUCUUUGUUGAUGGUAUAGAAGAUAGAAGUGAUAUCGCAGCGGCGGUCAUGAACCGGCUCCGCAAAGCGGCUUCAGAGACUAGAGCAUGAAUGAUCAUAUCAAUUAGAACACCAGCACACCUGUAUAAAAAAAACCCC